UGCCGGGGCCCGCUCCUUUGCCAGUCUUAGCUGUAAACCCUGGUCCGGCCCAGUGUAUUCCGGAGGCUCCAAACAACUCUCCUUAAACUGCCUUUAGGGAUGACCCUGAGCCGGCCUCCUCUCUACUCUAUACCUAACUUUAUCCGUACGAGAUACGUAGCCUCACUCAGGGCGCCCCUUACCUGGCGGUGCUGGGAUCAAAAAAUUAAAUUGUGAGGGGAAGUCCUGGCCCUUGGCCCAACCUCCUGCUGCCCCCGGUCUGAGGGCCCAGGCCCCGAGUCUCCGCCUUGCCGUCCAGCCUGUCCUUGGUGUGGGGUGCUUGGAAGUGCAAGCACCCUCUCUGGCUCUUUGCCGGCCCCAAGAGUCGUUGUUUGCGGCGGUCCCCGGGCCCAGUCUUCGGCCCUCUUUUCCGGUGCCGGAACUAUCGUACUGGUGCCUUAGUUUCCCAGCCGGCACGCGGGGUGAGGAGGAAGCGGAGGCGACACCGCUCUCACCACUGGGGAAAGGAAGGAGGCGGGCCCUGCGCGCAGCAUUUUGGGAACGAGUGGAAUUCUGGGAGCUGGGCCCGCCAUUCUCUUGAUUCACGCCUUCGCCGUAGCGGCUUUCGCCGUGCACCGAAGAGAAGGAAAAGUAGGCCAGAACCGAGCUCUCUUCCUGCCAAGAUGUCUAUUGGUGUGCCAAUUAAAGUGCUGCACGAGGCCGAGGGCCACAUUGUGACAUGUGAGACGAACACCGGUGAGGUAUAUCGGGGGAAGCUCAUUGAAGCAGAGGACAACAUGAACUGCCAGAUGUCCAACAUCACAGUCACAUACAGAGAUGGCCGAGUGGCACAGCUGGAGCAGGUAUACAUCCGUGGCAGCAAAAUCCGCUUUCUGAUUUUGCCUGACAUGCUGAAGAAUGCACCAAUGUUAAAGAGCAUGAAAAAUAAAAACCAAGGCUCAGGGGCUGGCCGAGGAAAAGCUGCUAUUCUCAAGGCCCAAGUGGCUGCAAGAGGAAGAGGACGUGGAAUGGGACGUGGAAACAUCUUUCAAAAACGAAGAUAAUUUUCUCCGCUGAACAGACCUUUGCCCUUUUUUCUUUCAGGUUAUCUGAGUUCACUGGAGGGUGGGUGCUUGUGUAUAUGUCCUAGGUAUCUUUUGACAUUUUUCUCUUUAGAUCAGGGGAAAUGUUGAAGCUAAAUAAAUCUGGGGGGUUUUUUGUUCUGUUUUGUUUUGUUUUUUUCCUUUGAGAAAAUAAGGACUUUGUAUUCAUUUGGAGUUUGCUUUGGCUAAAUUUUGACACCCUGGGGGGUGUCCUGGGAGAAUGCCAGUACUUUGAAAUAGCACAGCUAUUGAUGAGAGUUUAAGCUGCUGUUCCUGGCCAGUUGCAGGUUAAGCCCCAGAAGAGUUCACCUUGGAGAAGCUCCGAGAACACACAGAUUGUGUCUCUUUCAUCUUCAGACACGGGCACUUAGUGUGGCACUUUGUUCAGUUAACAUUUGUGGAAUUGUUAUCAGCUCAGCUUUAAGAAUGCAGGUGACCCUGUCCCUUGAUAAAGUCAUAGGUAAUUCAGGGGCCGGGCUCGGUGGCUCACGCAUGUAAUCCCAGCACUUUGGGAGGCCAGGGCGGGCAAGUCACUAAGUCAGGAGUUUGGCCGAUAUGGUGAAACCCCAUGUCUACAAAAAAUACAAAAAUUAGCCGGGCGUGGUGGCGUGUACCUGUAGUCCCAGAUACUUGGGAGGCUGAGGCAGAAGAAUCACUUGAACCCAGAAGGUGGACGUUGCAGUGAGCAGAGAUUGCACCACUGCACUCCAGCCUGGGCGACAGCGAGACUGCAUCUCAAAAAAAAAAAAAAGUAAUUCAGGGGAUCCUAGUGGCCAACUUCCUUGGCUCCUAUACUGGCUACACAAGCAGUUUUGUGGUGAUUUGGGGAAACAGAUUCUUGGGAGCUUAUCAGAGCAUCUCAGCAUUGAUUGACACAUCCAUAGUUUUUAGUGUAGAAAGGGUGACCAGCAGCUGGGCACAGUGGCUUGCUUCCAGCACUCUGGGAGGCUGAGGUAGAGGAUUGAGAGGAGUUCAAAACCAGCCUGCGAGACAUAGUGAGACCCUGUCUCUACAAAAAAAUUUAAAAAUUAAUUCAGCAUGGUGGUGCACACCUGUAGUCCUCACUACUUGGGAGGCUGAGGUGGGAGGAUCACUUGAGCCUGGGAGUGUGAGGCUGCAGUGAGCUAUGACCUUGCCACUGUACUCCAGCCUGGGCAAAAGAGCAAGACUUUGUCUUUAAAGAAACAUAAGUAGUAGUAAAGAGUGUGUGAUACACAGGGUGAAUAAUUGUGACAGAAACACAGAAAUUGGAAAAGCAGCCUAAAAAGAUCAAAUAACCAAAAAGAGGUCUUGCCAGGGAUUCAGUACGGUAUGAGCUACAGUAUAAGCAUCAAGAGGAAAAGUGAUCAAUUAUUGGCUUUAGAAUAUUGCUCGUUGAACAGAUUGUUCAAGUAAUGGAAGAGGAGGAAAAAAAAAAAUCCAGCACAUUAGUUAACCUGGCGUCAAUGAGUUUCUAAUAAGCUUUGUCUUAUGAUACUGCUUGGAGGUUACAGAACUGGUAUUCUUCUGAGGAAUAAGCAUCAGUGAGUUGGUCAGAUACAAUAGGCAUUUAAAGUAGGGCUUCAGGCCAAACAUGGUGCCCCACGCCUAUAAUGCCAGCACUGUGGGAGGUCAAGACGGGAGGAUCACUUGAACCUAGGAGUUUGGGACUAACUUGGGCAACAAAGCAAGACCCCAUCUCUAUAAAAAAUUGAAAAGUAGCCUAGUACAGCUGACGCCUGCAGUCCCAGCUACCCCGGAGGUUGAGGCAGGAGGACCACGUGAGGCCAGGAGAUUAAGGCUGUAGUGAGCUGUAAUUGCACCACUGCACUCCAGCCUGGAUGACAGCGAGACCCUGUCUCUUAAAAAAACAAAACAAAUGAAAGCAGUAGUUUUCAACAGCAGCUAAGGAUCUUGUUAGAAAUGAAGACUGCAAGCCCCAUGCCUGGAGUGGGGCCCAGGAAUCUGCAUUUUAAACAAUUCCCUUGUCCCCAGCAAUUCUUAAGUAUUCUAUCUAAGGAGACCUGGAGCCAUAUUUUGACUCUGUACUUAAAUAUGUUAUUUUAGUAUAACCAUUACUGAAUUCAUCAUACUUUCACAGUAAACAGUACUUUGAAUAAUAAUACAUCACACUUAAUAAUAGUGAACUGCAUCCUCGAUCCCAAAAACUACUUUUGAUGUAGUUCACCCUGGACCCAUACAGGAUCUCCAGCCUUGCAGAUUCUCCACAUAGUGGAAACUGGCUAUAACCCUACCUAGAUCCUGAAAAGUGAAGGGGGAUCAAUCUAAAAUAUGUAGCUUUGUAAACAGUUUUAUAUCCUGCAUCUUAGGGGGAAAAAUCAGUUAACGCAUACUGAAAACAAGUUGUUCCGUAAGGUUUAUUAUGAAAGACAGUAGCCCUCCUACCCUGCCUUUACCCCACUUUCCUUGUCUCGCGAUAGUCUUUCCAACUCUUGGCUGAUUUGUUUGUAUUUACCUCCAUGUCUUAAUAUGAACAUGUUUUCAUGCUUUUCCUUGAUGGUUUUUUGUUUGUUUGCUUGUUUUAAGACGGUCUCACUCUCCCUCAGGCGGGAGUGCAAUGGCACAAUCAUGGCUUACUGAAACCUCGACCUCCCCGGGCUCAGGUGAUUCUCCCACAUCAGACCCCCGAGUAGCUAGAAAUACUGGUGUGCAUCACCAUGACCAGCUAAUUUUUGUAUUUUUUUGUAGAGACAGGGUUUUGCCAUGUUGCCUAGGCUGGUCUUGAACUCGUGGGCUCAAGCGAUCCGCCGGCCUCAGCCUGCUAGGAUUAUAGGUGUGAGCCACUGCACCAGGCCACCAUUAUCUUUUGAAUCCUCUCUUCCUCCUGCCCACCAUAAAUAUAUUUCCUCUCACCCAUCUCCCUGAUAUUGUAAUCUGGUUAAAUCAUAUUCAGUGUUAAAUUAUUAAGAUGUGAUUAAACUUUUUAAAAAUA
Molecule: messenger RNA, 4014 nt
Organism: Macaca mulatta (Rhesus monkey)
Lineage: Eukaryota; Metazoa; Chordata; Mammalia; Primates; Cercopithecidae
Gene: SNRPD3
Product: small nuclear ribonucleoprotein D3 polypeptide
Biological process (GO): RNA processing; spliceosomal snRNP assembly
Cellular component (GO): spliceosomal complex
Molecular function (GO): RNA binding
Source: RefSeq, a predicted model, not a curated record